Schistosoma mattheei is the source of this 1530-nucleotide messenger RNA. The record is from the annotation of a GenBank genome assembly. NCBI's taxonomy places the organism in Eukaryota, Metazoa, Platyhelminthes, Trematoda, Strigeidida, Schistosomatidae.
AUGGGAUCUAAUAAAAAUUUCACGAAGUCAUUGGCGCUCUCUGUAUUCUUGACGUGUUUAGGAUCAUCCUUUACAAUUGGUUACAAUUUAGGAAUAUUAAAUUUGCCAGGAGAGCAUAUUAAAGAGUUUUUAUCUCGUACUAUGUUGGGUAAAAAUGCAAGUGCAGCUGAAAAUACAACAAAUCUUGUGACACCAAGUUUUUAUAUGCUCAAUUGUGGUGCUAUAGCUGAUUGUUUAGGAAGACGUAAUGGUCUGAUAGUAAACAGUUUAUUUGCAAUCGCUGGAGGAAUAAUGGUUGGUCCAUGUGUGGCAUAUAGUCAACCUGCAUUACUAUUUGUUGGACGUGUUUUAAAUGGAUUAAAUUUUGGAAUAUCAAUGGGAAUAGCACCAAUGUAUUUAACAGAAAUAGCACCCAUAUCUCUUCGUGGUGGAAUUGGUUCAUUACAUCAGCUUGCUUUAACUAUCGGGAUACUUGUAUCCUAUUUAGCAACAUUAACAUACACAUUAAAUACAUCAACUUUGUGGCCCAUAUCUGUCGCUGUUGGAUCAAUUCCUGCAUUAAUUGCAUUAAUUCUUCUACCUUAUUGUCCUGAGAGUCCACGUUUUUUAUUUAUGAAAAAAGGAAAAGAAGAACAAGCACGUAAAGCCUUUCAGCGACUUAAUUGUAAAGAUAAUAUUGAUGAAACAUUUGAUGAAAUGAAAAGAGAAAUGAAUGAAGCUGAAAAACGACCAAAAUUCAAAUUUUCCAAACUUUUCACUCAGAAAGAUUUACGUAUGCCAGUAUUAAUUGCUUGUAUCAUACAAGUAUUUCAACAGCUUUCUGGAAUUAAUGCUGUGAUCACUUAUUCUUCUACAAUGCUUAAAACUGCUGGAAUUCCAUUGAUGUAUAUUCAGUUUUGUGUAGUUGCUGUAGGAGCAAUUAAUGUGUUAAUGACUAUACUUUCGGUAUAUUUAAUUGAACGUGCAGGACGUAGAACUCUUCUUUUAUGGCCAGCAGUACUUCUUGCUUUUUCAUUAUUAUUUUUAACAAUUUCAGUGAAUGUAGCAAGUUCAACAAAAGAUCCAACAACAGCUCGAACAGCUGGAUUAAUUUCAGCUGUUCUUAUAAUUCUAUAUGUUUGUGGUUUUGCUUUAGGUUUAGGUCCAAUUCCUGGUGUAAUUGUUGCUGAAAUAUUUAGACAAGAACCAAGAGCUGCAGCCUAUUCUCUAAGUCAAGGAGUUAACUUAUUAUGCAAUUUAUUGGUGUUAUUCAGUUAUCCAAGCAUUAAUGAUGCAAUUGGUGGUUAUUCAUUUCUACCAUUUUUAGUUAUAGUUAUUGUCUGUUGGAUAUUCUUUUAUUCAUAUAUGAUUGAAACAAAAAAUCGUACAUGUGAUAGUAAUGCAAGAGAUUUAGCUUCACCAAAAAUUGUCGCUUGUCAACGUCCAUCAAGAUUAAAUACACAUUUAACUGAUUUUAUUUUUCAUGAAACAUUCGAUGAAAAACCUUUUUCACAUUUGAUAUUUUUUUAUGAUAAUGAAUAUACUUUAUAG